This is a messenger RNA of Seriola dumerili (greater amberjack), 1414 nucleotides long. RefSeq names its product vasoactive intestinal polypeptide receptor-like. Gene Ontology annotation, biological process: cell surface receptor signaling pathway; adenylate cyclase-modulating G protein-coupled receptor signaling pathway. Lineage: Eukaryota; Metazoa; Chordata; Actinopteri; Carangiformes; Carangidae. Bases 25 to 1263 code for a protein of 412 amino acids. Gene Ontology annotation, cellular component: plasma membrane. The transcript has 12 exons. Gene Ontology annotation, molecular function: secretin receptor activity; peptide hormone binding; G protein-coupled peptide receptor activity. The record is from RefSeq and is a predicted model, not a curated record.
CUUGUGAAAGAGGAGGAAAAGUGCAUGACAGAUGUGCUAAUUUUUAAGCCACAAAAAGCAACAGAAAACAAUAUCAGUGUACAUUGUAAGGGAAUGUGGGAUGAUCUGAACUGCUGGCCACCUGCUUCUCUUGGGGAAACAGUUUCUCAACCAUGUCCAGAGUUUUUCAAUUCAGAAGGGACAGUACAUCGCAACUGCACUGCCAGUGGCUGGACAGACCUACUCGUCCCACACGAAGACGCAUGUGGCUACACCUUCAAUGAGACGCUCCACUUUCCCUCAGAUUCCCAUUUGUACUUCUCCUACGUGAAGACCAUGUACACAGCUGGGUACACACUCUCUCUCAUCUCUCUCACCAUCGCCAUCACCAUAUUCUGUCUGUUCAGGAAGCUGCACUGUACCAGGAACUACAUUCACAUCCAGCUCUUCAUCUCCUUCAUCCUGAGAGUCAUCUUCAUCUUCAUCAGAGACUAUCUGCUGUUUACCAAUGAGGAGCUCUACCACUGUGACUACUACCCGGUGGCUUGUAAGGUCGUUCUAAUGUUCUCCAACUACUCCAUCCUGGCAAACUACAGCUGGCUGCUGGUGGAGAGCCACUUCCUCUUCACCCUGGUGAGCCGCUCCUUCUUCUCCCUGAAGAAACACCUCGCCUGGUACAUCGUCCUGAGCUGGGGUUUACCAUUGCUUGUUAUUGUCUCCUGGGGGUGUGCCAAGUUUUUUUAUGAAGAUGAAGGAUGUUGGGAAACCAGAAGCCAUGAAUGGAUUUGGUGGAUACUUCGAGUCCCAGUUCUUCUAACUAUAUCUAUGAACCUCAUCUUUUUCUUGGGAAUUUUGAGGAUACUGGUGAGCAAACUGAGGAUGCCGGUUGCACAGAGGAACGAAUUCAGCCAGUACAAGAGGCUGAUCAAAUCCACAUUUUUUCUGGUGGCCCUGUUUGGUCUGCAUUACAUCCUGUUUGUUUUCUUACCUGUUGAAGUCAGCAGCACGGUCUUUAAGAUAUGGACCAUUGCAGAGUUGGCUCUGUCAUCCACGCAGGGUUUCGUGGUCGCUGUCCUUUAUUGCUUCAUGAAUGGAGAGGUGCAGCAUGAGAUUCAGAGGAGGUGGAGGAGAUGGAGGCUCACUCAGCACCUGCCCAGUCGGCGCCGGCAGCAUCACAGCUCCAUCAGCCACAGUGGGACUCCUCAGACACAGGUCUCCCUGCUGCCUUGCUCUCCAGGCAGCCCGACAACCGGCGGACUCCCCGUGGAUACUGUGGAGAUGUGACUCAAGUGGGGACUGGCUCAUUUUCUCUCACUUCUCAUCAAUACAUAAUGGAUCUUGGCUUAGUACAGACUGUCAAUUAGUACACCACAGCAGCUUGAGUGUUAAAUACAGUGGUACUGCAAAAAUGCAUAUUUUUCUAAUCCCUGCAGUG